This is a messenger RNA of Lucilia sericata (common green bottle fly), 5301 nucleotides long. RefSeq names its product fibroin heavy chain (gene prc). The record is from RefSeq and is a predicted model, not a curated record. NCBI's taxonomy places the organism in Eukaryota, Metazoa, Arthropoda, Insecta, Diptera, Calliphoridae. The transcript has 16 exons. Bases 248 to 4924 code for a protein of 1558 amino acids.
GAAUAAAUUUCAAUAUUUUUUAAGUAUAGCUCUUAGUUCUUUUGAAUAUUGUGCGUUAUUUGGAAUCCAGCAGUUGUCGCGAUCGGAAGCAUUUGAAAACGUUACAAUUUCCUGCGUUGAAAAUUUGCUGUCAUUUUAUGUGGAAUUAAGUCGUGUCUUAGCAACGACAAAAUAUAAAACAAAUCUAAUCGUAUUUAAAAGUGAUUUCAGAAGUUAAUUCAAAUACAUUUUUGGAUUAACAAGAAAAAUGUUGCCCUUUCGUUGGGGCCUGCUUGGUGUGGCGCUAUUAGUGGCCUUUUCACAUGGAGCAUCAAUUAAUUCAGCUGAUGAAGUUCAAAGAACCAAAAGAAGCUACAAACGUGGCCAGACUCAAUCUCAGUACUUAAAUUUUGGACAACCUGAACUUGAUGGUAAAGCAGAGGCUGAAGCUACAGAAAAUGGUUCCAGAUCUACAGUUUCUGGAACCCAUGGUAUGGGACAAGCUCAAAGUCAAUUCUCUAGUGGAGACUGCAGUGGCUGUGGUGUCGGAAGUCCCCUUUAUGAUUACUCUACUGGAUCUCCCGACCCUCUUAGAUUGGACGGAAAUGUUAUCUCUUAUUCAGAUGGUAAACCUUCAUCGAUAAUUGGAAUGCCUGGAACACAACCUGGUGGAGCUUUUGAUACUGGUGCUGUAGGUCAAGUCGGUAGUCCUGGCAUAGGUGGUGUUUAUGGUCCAGGUAUUGGUGGUACACCAGUUCAAAUGGGACAGCCUGGUAUUGGUGGUGGUUACGCUCCAGGUACUGGUGCUGCAGGAGCUCCAGGAACUGCUGGUGCUGGAAGACCUGGUAUUGGAGGAGCCUUUGCUCCAGGUACUGGAUACGCACCCGGUGCUGGUGUUGCAGGACAAGCUCCAGGAACCGCUGGUGCUCAACAAGUUGGAAGACCCGGUAUGGGAGGAGCCUUUGCUCCAGGUACUGGAUAUGCUCCCGGUGCUGGUGAUGCAGGACAAGCUCCAGGAACUGCUGGACAAGUUGGAAGACCCGGCAUGGGAGGAGCCUUUGCUCCUGGUACUGGAUACGCUCCUGGUGCAGGACACGCUGGAGCACCAGGAACUUCAUACGCUCCUGGUUAUGGCCCAACUACUGGUAGUGGUGGUAUUGGACAACAAGGUGCUCCAGGGACAACAUAUGGUCCAGGUUCUGGAGUUCAGCCAUCAGGCGUUGGAAAACCUGGUUUCGGUGGAAUGGGACAACAAGGACAGAGACAACCACAAUUGAUCGCACCUCCUGGAUUGCCAGGUCAAGAGGGACAACAUCCUGGUGCCGGUUUCGGUCCUCAAAUGCCAGGUUAUGGUCAAGGUGCAGGUCAACAAAUACAACCUUCUGGUGCUGGUGGCCAACAAGUACCAUCAUAUGGUAUCGAUGGCCGUCAACCAAGUGCUAGCGGCCAACAGAUCCCUUCCUAUGGACAGCCCGGACAACAGGCUCCUGGUCAACAAGUUACACAACCUGGAACAUUCUAUAGACCAAGUGCUGGAUUUGCUCCCGGCCAACAGCAAGUACCCCAAUAUGGUACUGACCAACAGGCCACCGGUUAUCCUCAACAACCUGGUUUUGCACCAGGCUAUGGAGGAGCAGGAAGGCAAACAGGUGGAGCAGUACAACCUGGCACAGGACCACAACAAAUUAUGCAACAACCUGGCGCAGGCACUAUUGGAAGACCCGGAGCUGGUGGAAUCCAACAAGGUGUGGGUGGUGGUUUUGGACAAACAACUGGAACUGGUGCUGGUAUUGGUCAACAACCUGGAAGUGGAGUUCAACCAGGUUAUCAAACUCAACCUGGAGGUGUUUAUGGUCAACCAGGAACCGGUGUUACUUCCGGUCAAGAAGGUGUUUAUCAACCUGGUGGCGCUUUUGUUCAACCUGGUACAGGAGUUCAACAAGGUCGUGUUCAACCAAGUGGAGGUUUUGUUCAACCUGGUGCAGGUGGCCAACAAGGUGUUGUUCAGCCAGGUGCCGGCUACAGACAACCCGGGACACAACCUGGUGCUGGAUUUGGACAACCUGGAACUGCCUUCGGUCAACCUGGUGUAGGUGUUCAACAAGGUCGAGUUCAACCAAGUGGUGGAUUUGUUCAACCAGGCACAGGAGUUCAACAAGGUGGUGUUCAACCAGGUGCCGGCUACAGACAACCCGGAUCUGGAAUGCAACCUGGUGCUGGUUUUGGCCAACCUGGUGCUGGCUUCGGCCAACCCGGCGUGCAACAGGGCGCUGGCGUACAACAAGGAGUUGGUGUACAACAUGGUCGUGUUCAACCAAGUGGUGGAUUUGUGCAACCAGGUACUGGAGUUCAACAUGGAGGCGUUCAACCAGGUACUAGCUUUGGUAGACCUGGAACAGGUGUACAACCUGGUGCUGGUUUUGUUCAACCCGGUACUGGCGCUCAGCCGGGCCGUCUUCAACCUAGCGGUGGUUUUGUUCAGCCUGGUACUCAACCAGGUGCUGGCUAUGGUCAACCAGGAUCAGGAGUUCAACCUGGAACUGGUUAUGGUCAGCAAGGUGUAGGUGUUCAACCUGGUACUGCAUUUGGCCAACCGGCUGCAGGAGUUCAACAAGGCUCAGGAGUAUCACAUGGUGUUGGUCAACAAGGUAUAUUAACCCAACCAGGUGCUGGUUUCGGUCAACCCGGUGCCGGAUAUCAACCUGGCGCAGGUUUGACAAAACCUGGAACUGGAGUGUCACAAAGACCUACAGGUGUUCAACAAGUACCCGGUUAUGUUCCCAGAUAUGGACAGCAAGGUGCAGGAGCUCAACCAGGAACUGGAGUUGGUUUAGGUCAACCACCUCAAAUGACAUUCGGUCAACCCGGUUCGGUUCAACAAGGUGGUGUUCGUCCAAGUGGUAGUUUUGUGCAACCCGGUACUGGCGUACAACCAGGACGUGGGCAACCUAGUGCUGAAUAUGGUCAACCAGGAGCAGGAAUAGGUCAACAAGUAUCCGGUCAACCUGGAGUUGGUCAACAAGGUGGUGCUCAGCCAGGAGCUGGUUUUGGUCAAUAUCCUGGAUCUGGUUUCCCCCAACCUGGAGCUGGUUUUGUUCCCCAACCUGCUGGAGGCGUACAACAAGGUGCAGGAGUACAACAAGGUGUAGGUGUGCAACAAGGAGCUGGAGUUCAACAAGGCGUUGGUGUUCAACAAGGUACAGGCUUUGGUCCUGGUUAUGAUAGUACUUAUGGUCAACAACCUGGAGCUGGUGGAGGUUAUGAUCAAAUUAGUGGUGGUCAACCAGGUACUGGUGCUCAAUAUGGCCAACCCGGAUUUGGACAACAAGGAUCUGGAAUCCCGUCUGGCGCUGGACAACCAAGUGGAGCUGGAGUUCAAGUACCAGGUGCUGGUGUCCAGACUGGUUAUGGCCAACCUACCGGCACAGGUGUUUCUGAAUACGGUCAAGGUCCCCAACAAAUUGUUCAACCCGGUUCAACCUACAUUCCUGGCGGUGUACAACCUUCCGGAGUACAACAAGGAGUUGCUGGAUCUGGAGGUUUGGUUGCUGGUGUUGGUGGUGCUGACGAUGCUUUCUCACAAGCUGAAUCUUCUAUUGGUAAUGGACAAGCCGCAGCGAGUGCUCAAGGUAAAAAGAAUGGAGGCACAGCUAAAACACAAGUGCAGGGUACUUACAGUUCAAGUGGAUCGUUCAGUGCUAGUGCUAUGACCUCAGAUAGUGACCGUUCAGCAAGUUCCCAAGUGACCGGUGGAGCCGAAGGCGCCAUGAGUCAAUCUCAAGGUCAAGGUGGAGCUGCUCAGUCUCAAGCACAAGUACAAGUAAACGAAAAGACUGGAGGAACAAAGGCAUCAUCUCAAAGUGGUGGUAUAAUCCACCAAAGCCAGAGUGAGGUACAAGCUAACGAUAAAGGUGGUUUGGCUGAUGCUCAGUCAAGUGGUCCAGGUCAAACAUCAUCUCAAGCUCAAAUCGGUUUUAGACCUGGUCAGGAUGGUGAAAUUGUACGAUCUACAGGCGGUGGUCAAGCCUCUGCACAGUCAGGUGUACAUUCUGGAAACAGCCAGUCUCAAAUUCAGGGAACUUCGAAAUAUGGCGUUUCUUAUCAUGGUGCAGCUCAAUCUGCUUCCGGUACGAAAGAACAGGUUGCAACCUAUCGCGAACAAAAUAGAGAUCUCUUUAACACAAUCAGCCAAUUCGGAAACACUGAUGCGGUAACUGAUCGCGUUGAUACUGUAUAUAAUCCAGCUCUUACAUCUGAGUCUGACAUUCCCGAUUUGCAACUAAAAGCUUCCAAAACAAAUAAAGAAGUGGCAAACUCAAAUAAAUUAGAUGAUGAUUCAAACUUACCUGACGAAGAAGAUGAAGAAGAACCCUUUGACGAAUAUGAAGAUGAGGAAGACUAUUACAAUGAAAAUCCCGUUAAAAUGGCUUCAAAGACCAAUGAUGAUAAAAAGCAAGAGUCAUCAGCAUUAUAUCGCACUCAUACCCAAACAUCACCCACUCAAACUCAACAGGUGGCCGUUGCCGAUCCUACCAAAAAAUACAACGUAGUACAAAACCAAAAUGGACGUGUCCAAACAUAUCCCUCACGCACGACUACCGAAACUGUACCCAGUGGUUUCCGUGGCACUGUUAAUGUUGAGAAAAAAUUCCAUACCAAAUCAUUAGAACCUCAUAAGUCCGAGAACAAACUAAACAUAACUGCCGACGAAAAACCCGAACACAAGUCAAGAACACCUGACAGUUAUGUCACCGUAACAAAAUCUGUUACUGGCAGCAUGGACAAUUCGAAGAAUCCUCCUCAAGAUAGCAAAAACUUCCAGUCCACCUAUUAUACUAAAUCAUCCACUUGCGGUUAUUUCACUUUCUCUUGCAACAUAGUCUAUGGUGCAAAUGGUCGCAGCAAGAUCUGUCGCCCCAAAGCACCCACCAAUGGUAAAUGCUAAAAUUUACCAAACACUAUUUUAUAUGUAGUUUUAUACAAAUAAUACUAAUACGACUAAAUAUACAACAUACAAUUCUGUAUCAUCAUUCAAGAAAUCAAUUCUAACUAAAUAAGUGUAAGUUGUAGUAAUUCCAUGUUCCACGUUCCACUUCUAAUUGUAUUUCUAUUGAUUUUAAUAUUUUUUUCAUUUGAUUUAGUUUCAAUACAUAUCUGUAAGUUUUUUUCUUUUUUUAAUAUUUGAUUUUAUAUUAGAUUCAAGUUGUUUUUGUUAACAAAAGCAAAACAUACCACUGCCCAUUUUGUUAAUUAUAUAUUUACCUACUACUUAAUUUACCGCUAAAAACAAAAACAAUUAAAAAAAUGUUUAAUAAAAUUAAA